AUGCCCGCCCCGCACGGGUCUAAACGUGUGCGCGGCGUGCAGAUCCACCGUCCUUUCAUCUACGGCACCGAAGCCAUUCCCUUCGACCCCGCCAACCGGCCGAAAGACGCGCCUCCAGACCACACACACAAAUGGAAGGUCUUUGUGCGCGGCAUCAACAAUGAAGACAUCAGCUACUGGCUGCGGCGCGUGCAGUUCAAACUGCACGAUACCUAUGCGAACUCAGUCAGGAUGAUAGAGGGUCCGCCCUUCGAAGUUGAAGAGACGGGCUGGGGCGAAUUUGAGAUCGCCAUCAAAUUCUACUUUGCGCCGGAGAGUAACGAGAAGCCGCAGCAGAUCUGGCAUGCACUGAAGCUGCAUCCUUACCAAGGCGAUGUGGAGAAGCAGAAGUUGGAGCGGGCAAUUGUGCGCAGCAUAUGUUACGAGGAAGUGCUGUUCAAUGAGCCCUUGGAUGUCUUUUACGAGGCUCUUACGGGAGGACCUCAGAAUACCAAAGGCAAGGGGAAGGGCAAGGCGGCCAACAAGGCGAACACGGCUGAGAUUCCCGACCGUAACAGUCCUGGGAACAAGUUCAGCAGGGAAGAGGAGAGUAAGGAACUAGAUCGCCUGGGUGAAGCGGUCAGGAAGGUCGAGAAGAUGGUGCAGGAAGAAAAGGUGAGACUCGUUGAGGACGAGAAGAAGUUGCAGGAGUUGGAACGAACUGAGGGCAAGCCUGUGAAGAAGAAGUGA
Molecule: messenger RNA, 729 nt
Organism: Cyphellophora europaea CBS 101466
Lineage: Eukaryota; Fungi; Ascomycota; Eurotiomycetes; Chaetothyriales; Cyphellophoraceae
Exons: 1
Coding region: 1-729 (242 amino acids)
Biological process (GO): regulation of DNA-templated transcription
Source: RefSeq, a predicted model, not a curated record